AUGGGGAACAAAGCCGCCAUGUUGGUUAUGGCAACAGAAGACAACACAGCCACCAAAGGUGACUAUUUGGGGGACACCACAGCCCAGAAUCUCACUCCUCAAAUCCUCCUGAACAGUCUCACUCCUCAAUUCCUCCUGAACAUUCUCACUCCUCAACUCCUCCUGAACAGUCUCACUCCUCAACUCCUCCUGAACAUUCUCACUCCUCAACUCCUCCUGAACAUUCUCAUUCCUCAACUCCUCCUGAACAUUCUCAUUCCUCAACUCCUCCUGAACAUUCUCAUUCCUCAACUCCUCCUGAACCGUCUUACUCCUCAACUCCUCCUGAACAGUCUCACUCCUCAACUCCUCCUGAACAGUCUCACUCCUCAAUUCCUCCUGAACAUUCUCACUCCUCAACUCCUCCUGAACAGUCUCACUCCUCAACUCCUCCUGAACAGUCUCAGUCCUCAACUUCUCCUGAACAUUCUCACUCCUCAACUCCUCCUGAACAGUCUCAUUCCUCAACUCCUCCUGAACCGUCUUACUCCUCAACUACUCCUGAACAUUCUCACUCCUCAUCUCCCCCUGAACAGUCUCAGUCCUCAACUUCUCCUGAACAUUCUCACUCCUCAACUCCUCCUGAACAUUCUCACUCCUCAACUCCUCCUGAACAGUCUCACUCCUCAACUCCUCCUGAACAUUCUCACUCCUCAACUCCUCCUGAACAUUUUCAUUCUUCAACUCCUCCUGAACAUUCUCACGCCUCAACUCCUCCUGAACAUUCUCAUUCCUCAACUCCUCCUGAACAGUCUUACUCCUCAACUACUCCUGAACAUUCUCACUCCUCAUCUCCCCCUGAACAGUCUCAGUCCUCAACUUCUCCUGAACAUUCUCAUUCCUCAACUCAUCCUGAACAUUCUCACUCCUCAACUCCUCCUGUACAGUCUCACUCCUCAACUCCUCCUGAACAUUCUCAUUUCUCAACUCCUCCUGAACAUUCUAACUCCUCAACUCCUCCUGAACAUUCUCAUUUCUCAACUCCUCCUGAACAUUCUAAUUCCUCAACUCCUCUUAAACAUUCUAACUCCUCAACUCCUCCUGAAUAUUCUCACUCCUCAACUCCUCCUGAACAUUCUCACUCCUGAGCUCCUCCUGAACAUUCUAAUUCCUCAACUCCUCUUAAACAUUCUAACUCCUCAACUCCUCCUGAACAUUCUCACUCCUCAACUCCUCCUGAACAUUCUCACUCCUGAGCUCCUCCUGAACAUUCUAAUUCCUCAACUCCUCUUAAACAUUCUAACUCCUCAACUCCUCCUGAACAUUCUCACUCCUCAACUCCUCCUGAACAUUCUCACUCCUGAGCUCCUCCUGAACACUCAUUUCUCAACUCCUCCUGAACAUUCUAAUUCCUCAACUCCUCUUAAACAUUCUAACUCCUCAACUCCCCCUGAACAUUCUCACUCCUCAACUCCUCCUGAACAUUCUCACUCCUGAGCUGCUCCUGAAC
Xenopus laevis (African clawed frog) is the source of this 1489-nucleotide messenger RNA. RefSeq names its product coagulation factor V. The record is from RefSeq and is a predicted model, not a curated record. The transcript has 3 exons. NCBI's taxonomy places the organism in Eukaryota, Metazoa, Chordata, Amphibia, Anura, Pipidae. The coding region runs from base 1 to 1476 and encodes 491 amino acids.